Molecule: messenger RNA, 834 nt
Organism: Nylanderia fulva
Lineage: Eukaryota; Metazoa; Arthropoda; Insecta; Hymenoptera; Formicidae
Source: RefSeq, a predicted model, not a curated record
AAGGAAGAUAGCACACUAUAUCCAGGAAGCAUCCCAAAUGAAUCAUUUCCUCUUCGGACAUUCGUAGAAUUCAAUAAUAGGCUAACUAAGAAAAACAUUUGUGUGACACUAAGAUCGGACAAAUUUAAAAAUCAAUAUAUCAUACUAUAUAUGAUUCAGUAUUGGAGCGAGGAUCUGAAUCAAACAAUUCAAAUAAAUAUCACGAAUACUCAGAUAAUUAAUCCAUUAGAAUACAAAGUAUACGAUUUAAAAGCUGAUACAACUUACUAUUUUAAUAUAGGAAUGAUGAAAUUGUUUGAUCGUAGUUCUUUUGUUAAUUUCAUCAAUGUGUCCACCAUGGACGAGAAUCCGAUACCUCUAUUACUCGUCAUCCCGUGGUAUUCAUUUGGUGUGGAUAUAUUGGAUGUAGAUUUACAGAUAGGUAUUGAACUUGAUACACAAAUUAUGUAUAGAGAUAUCGUUUACUCAGCAUUGGAACAUAAAAUAUAUGGAAUCAGUAGCCAAUCAGAGCUAAUAACAUUGGAUUUUAAUCCAACCGCAAUCCAAACAAAUCGAACAAUAGCAAAGCUCAAUGACACUGCACAUCAACUCUGCUUUGAUUGGAUUCAUAGAAAACUUUAUUGGGUACAAAAAUGUACAACGGGAAUCUGCAUUAUAAAACUAGACUUAACAUUGUUGGAACAAAUAGGCAUAGUAAAAUAUGAUGAAAUAAAUAUAUCCAAGGAACAAGAUCGUGCAAUGUUUUUACAUGUACUGCCAUCAUCAGGAUAUAUGUAUUGGUCACUGUUUGGCUCGUCAGAAGUAAUGCGAUCGGAUUUAGAUGGAAAAACAUGA